AUCCUAAUCAUGGAGCAACCAAACCCAGCCUAAAGUGAGUGACUCACCACCUUCCCCUUGUUCCGGCAACUCCUUUUGCCUCCCAACAAAGUUCCACAAAGGAAGAGACGCCUAGCUGCUAGGUGCAUUACAUAGAGCUACCAUGCCGUGUCCUCCUCCAAUGGAUGCAGGUAGGAGUAGUCAAGGCAAGAAGACGAUGAGCAGAGGAGCUGGGAAGAAGUCUUCUUCUUCUUCUUCUUCCUGGGUGGCCAGGUCCAUGGGGUUCUACCCUUCUUCCUCCUCCGGCAACAGAGCCCAACCAGCGGCGGCAGUGCCAGCAGUUACAGAAGGCAAGAACAGUGACAAUGACAAGAGCAGCAAGAAGAAGAGGAGCGUCAGCAUCAGCCGAAGCAUGGCCUGCGCGAGCUCCAUCUGCAGCACCAAGGAGAGCUCGGUCCUGAGCCGGGACCGUAGCGGCGGCCGCAGCGCAUCGAGCCGGUCCCUCAGGGCCCCCGACGUCGACGUCGACGCCGUGUACGCCGCCUCAGCCGCGGCCGUCUCCGCGACAUCGUCCUUCAACUCGGAGGCCACCGCGGCGACCUCCUCGUCGGCGACCACCGUCACCUCAGCGUCCUCGCCGCUCUCCUCCGCGCUCUCGUCGCCGGUGUCCUCGUUCGGGAGCUCCUUCCGCGGCAUGCCGAUCAGGAAGCUCUCCGGGUGCUACGAGUGUCACUCCGUCUUCGACCCCCGGAGCUUCGCCGCCGCGUUCCCCUGCACCGACUGCGGCGAGGUGUUCGGCAAGGCAGAGUCACUCGAGCUCCACAAAGCAACCAGGCAUGCAGUUUCAGACCUGGGGCCCGAGGACACGAGCAGGAACAUCGUGGAGAUCAUCUUCCAGUCAAGCUGGCUGAGGAAGCAGGCUCCCGUUUGCAAGAUCGACAGGAUACUCAAGGUGCAGAACAGCGACAGGACGGUGAAGAGGUUCGAGCAGUACAAGGAGAGCAUCAAGGAGAGGGCGAGCGGCGAGGAAGGCAAGAAGAACGCACGGUGCGUCGCCGACGGCAACGAGCUCCUCCGGUUCCACUGCACCACCUUCACGUGUUCACUCGGCGCUGGCGGCGGCACCGCCCUGUGCCAGGCGCCGGCGACGCAGUGCAAGCUGUGCGCCAUCAUCAGGGAUGGUUUCAGGGUUGAUGGUGAUGGGAGGAUUGCGACAAUGGCGACGAGUGGGCGUGCCCAUGACAUGGCGCAGGGGAUUUCUGACGGCGAGAAGAAGGCAAUGCUGGUGUGCAGGGUGGUUGCAGGGAGGGUGAAGAAGGCCAGUGAUACAAAACCUUCAGAGGACUAUGACUGUGACUCUGUCAGCCCCAGCUCAGAGGGGGUCUACUCAGAUUUGGAUGAACUAUUUGUGUUCAAUCCUAGAGCUAUUCUGCCCUGCUUUGUAGUCAUAUACAGUGGCUAUCAGGUCAUUGCCAUAGCACAACCUAGUUAUUAGUGUUUUCUAUUAUUAAUUUUUCUCUAUUUUCACUGUGUUGUUGCUACCAUAAUUCUACCCAGAUCAUAAAAAGCAUAGCUUCUGGCUGCAAAUCUUUACUA
Messenger RNA from Setaria italica (foxtail millet), 1575 nucleotides. RefSeq lists its product as uncharacterized. The record is from RefSeq and is a predicted model, not a curated record. The transcript has 3 exons. The coding region runs from base 143 to 1474 and encodes 443 amino acids. NCBI's taxonomy places the organism in Eukaryota, Viridiplantae, Streptophyta, Magnoliopsida, Poales, Poaceae.